Messenger RNA from Balearica regulorum gibbericeps (East African grey crowned-crane), 3138 nucleotides. RefSeq names its product autophagy related 16 like 1 (gene ATG16L1). Gene Ontology annotation, biological process: autophagosome assembly. NCBI's taxonomy places the organism in Eukaryota, Metazoa, Chordata, Aves, Gruiformes, Gruidae. The record is from RefSeq and is a predicted model, not a curated record. Gene Ontology annotation, molecular function: protein-membrane adaptor activity; protein binding. Gene Ontology annotation, cellular component: phagophore assembly site membrane; Atg12-Atg5-Atg16 complex; autophagosome membrane.
GAGAUCAUCGGGCAGUAUAACAAGCUACUAGAGAAGUCAGACCUUCAUGCAGUGCUGGCUGAUAAGCUUCAAGCAGAAAAAUAUGACAUGCAAAGCAGACAUGAGAUCAGUCCAGGGCAUGAUGGCACAUGGAAUGAUGCGCAGUUGCAGGAACUGGCGCAGCUGAAGAUAAAGCAUCAAGAGGAGCUGACAGAGCUGCAUAAGAAACGUGGCGAGUUGGCCCAGUCUGUAAUUGAUCUGAAUAACCAAAUGCAGCAGAAGGACAAAGAGAUGCAGAUGAAUGAAGCAAAGAUUGCAGAGUAUUUGCAAAAGAUCUCUGAACUGGAAACAGAGUGUCAGGAAUUGCGUAGCAAACUGCAAGAUCUUGAGCGAGCUAAUCAGACACUGAAAGAUGAAUAUGAUGCUCUCCAGAUCACCUUCAAUGCCUUGGAGGAAAAACUGAGGAAAACUACUGAAGACAACCAGGAGCUGGUCUCACGUUGGAUGGCAGAGAAAGCACAAGAAGCCAAUCGUUUGAAUGCAGAAAAUGAAAAGGAUUCAAGGAGACGACAAGCCAGGCUGCAAAAGGAGCUAGCAGAAGCUGCCAAAGAACCUCUGCCUGUUGAACCGGAUGAUGAUAUUGAAGUGCUUGCAGAUGAAACCUCUGACACAGCUGAGGAGACAUCUCCAGUGCGAGCUGUCAGCCGAACUUCCAGUAAGCGACUCUCCCAGCCAGCUGGAGGCCUUCUGGACUCUAUCACUAAUAUCUUUGGGAGGCGUUCUUUGUCCUCGUUCCCUGCUCCCCAGGAUAAUGUAGAGCCACAUCCAGGUGCCAGUAAAGAAGUGAGAGUGCCCACUACUGCCAUAUGUGUCUUCGAUGCACAUGAUGGGGAGGUGAAUGCAGUGCAGUUCAGCCCUGGCUCCCGGUUACUAGCAACAGGAGGCAUGGACCGGAGGGUUAAACUUUGGGAAGUCUUGGGAGAUAGGUGUGAGCCUAAAGGUUCCCUCUCUGGUAGUAAUGCUGGGAUUACAAGCAUAGAAUUUGAUAGUGCUGGUUCUUACCUCUUGGCAGCUUCAAAUGACUUUGCCAGCAGAAUCUGGACGGUUGAUGACAAUCGAUUACGGCACACCCUGACAGGUCACAGUGGUAAAGUUCUGUCGGCCAAGUUCUUGCUGGACAAUGCACGCAUUGUUUCGGGAAGUCAUGACCGGACCCUCAAGCUCUGGGACCUCCGCAGCAAAGUUUGUAUAAAAACAGUGUUUGCAGGAUCUAGCUGCAAUGACAUCGUAUGUACUGAGCAAUGUGUAAUGAGUGGACACUUUGAUAAGAAAAUUCGUUUCUGGGACAUCAGAACUGAAAGCAUAGUAAAAGAGCUGGAGCUGCUUGGAAGAAUCACAGCUCUGGACCUGAACUCAGAGCGAACAGAGCUUUUGACCUGUUCCCGUGAUGAUCUACUAAAGAUCAUCGAUCUGCGGGUUAGUGCUGUCAAGCAGACAUUCAGUGCCCAGGGAUUCAAAUGUGGCUCUGACUGGACGAGAGUUGUGUUCAGCCCUGAUGGUAACUAUGUGGCUGCUGGUUCAGCUGAUGGGGCCCUCUACAUUUGGAAUGUGCUCACUGGGAAAUUGGAGAGGACGCUUGCAAAGCAUCACAGUUCUUCUAUCAAUGCAGUCGCAUGGUCACCAGCGGGUGCCCAUGUGGUCAGUGUGGACAAAGGAAACAAGGCUGUCCUGUGGUCUGAAUUUUGACUGGACGGAGGGUGAAAGGCAGAGCGUCCACUGCCUCUGUGUGUGGUGGUGCUGGUCCGUGGCUGAACAGAAUGGAGACCCGAGCCCAGAUCCAUCCUGAGUUGGGAUAUUAACAAGCGCAUGGGCUUCACUUUCCAGAGGAAAGUUCUAAAGCAAUGGAGAAGGAGCCUGAGUCAGAGACUUCUUAUGGCCGUAACUGCACUGUGGCACUCGGACUCAGCAAGGGAUUAGCUGUUCUGGAUGGAGAAUGCUACUUAGUCAUGCCUUUACAUGCAGUAUCUAUGCACCAAGUGGAGCUGAAGAUACUAGCGGGAUUCCUCACCAGACAGCUGUGCCAAAUACUCUGUCACACAAAUGUAUCUACAGCACUUCUGAGUUGGAAAUGUUGGAAAGAAGUUACUGUGUAUGCUGACUUAUUACAUGUCCCGUCUCCUGUGUUCUGUUCUUGUGGCCUAGUUCAGGCAUGGGGUGAGAAGAUCCUGAAACGUGGACAGGUCCUAGGUAGUCUGAAGUGUUGGAACAGCUUUUAAAGCGAGUCUCCUGUGGCUCUGGCAGCUCUGCCUUUGAGUUAUCAGCUCAAUUCAGAUCUGCUCUGAUCCUGACGCAGGUUUUCCAGCACUGUCACGUGAACUCUUUGUAUCAGUUUCACUGGUUCUUAAGGCAAUGGUCCGUUCUUCAGGACUUCUGCACCCUUUUGUUAAGACGCCCUUCAACAGCUUGGGUAUCACAAAAUAGGAGAUUUUUAAUCUUUUUUUAUUCCACAGGCAGUUUGGUUACUGGGCGUGAGGAGGCAGAAGUUCAACUUCUGUUGUGCUGCUGUGAUAAGGAAUGUAGUCGUACUGUGACUUCAGCACCAGAAUCUAGAUGGUUGGUCCCUUUUUCUGUUCAUCCGUCCCAUCCUGGCGGCUGUCAGUAGAACAGGGGAGCAGUGGGGUUAAAUCCCAAAUCCAAUGUUUUGGUGCUGGCAAUUCCAGGCCAUUUGCCCCCUUCUUGAGCACACGUGCAAUAUUCCUGUUUGCGCUGGAGCCCUCUGUGCUACGGAGCAGUGUCUUGGCUCUGUCCCUGUUUAAGCAUCCAAAACCAUGAUGUGUCUGGGUGAGCUACCUGGCAUAACUUUAUCCAGCCAAACCUUUCCACAUCGUCUGGGCCUCAAGACAAGCCACCAGCGUUUUAUUGCCUUUUCAUUUGCACUUUAUUUUCUUCUUUCCUGAUAGUGUUUUACUAAGGAAGUGUGUUCUUUGGAGGGGCUGGGUUAGGGGGCAGCUGCUCUAACAGGCAUCUCUCUAACCUAGCCUUUUGUUCAGACACUUUCUGCAGUGGGGAAUUAGAGUAUAUGGGGCAAAGUUUUUAUUUAUUCAGCUGCCCGUAAGAACUUGAUUGUAAAUAAACCUGUGUUCUGCUUUUAAAACCCCA